Harpia harpyja (harpy eagle) is the source of this 2534-nucleotide messenger RNA. RefSeq names its product rhotekin (gene RTKN). Gene Ontology annotation, cellular component: actomyosin contractile ring. NCBI's taxonomy places the organism in Eukaryota, Metazoa, Chordata, Aves, Accipitriformes, Accipitridae. The record is from RefSeq and is a predicted model, not a curated record. Gene Ontology annotation, biological process: septin ring organization; actomyosin contractile ring assembly; mitotic cytokinesis.
GUCCCGCCCGUGCCAGGAGCUGCCCGGUACCGGCUCCGGCACCAGCCCCGGCUCCCGCUGGUCACCCCGGUGCUCCCCGGGGAGCUUUGCAGCCGUGCGGGUCGGUCGGUGGCAGCCGGGAUCGGUGGCCCCCCCCCCCCCACCUCCCGCCACUCCGGUGCAUCCCGCCCCUGUGCCAGGAGCGGUAAGGCCGGGGAGGGGUUUGCUCCGGGCUUGGAGUCGAGGAAACGUUCCCGCGGCACCGGUACCGGCACCGGCACGAUGUUCUGCCGCAACCAGCGGAGCCGGGUGACGGUGGCCCGCGGCUCGGCGCUGGAGAUGGAGAUCCGCCGCGGCCGCUGCCGGCUCAGCCUCCUGGCCGACUCCGCGCAGGACACGGAGAUCCAGCGGAAGAUGGAGCGGGAGCUGCGGCUGCGGGAGGGGGCCUGCAAGCUGCUGGCUGCCUGCAGCCGCCGGGAGCAGGCGUUGGAGGCUGCCAAGAGCCUCCUGGUCUGCAACAGCCGCGUCCUGGCGUACAUGGCCGAGCUGCAGCGCAGGAAGGAAGCGCAGGUGCUGCGGCGGACGGCCAGGCGCCCCUCGGAUGCCGGCCCCGCGGAUGAGCGUCUGCCCUGCCGGGGCACCGUCUGCGUCUCAGACCUGCGCAUCCCGCUGAUGUGGAAGGACACGGAGUACUUCAGGAACAAGGGAGAACUGCACCGCUGCGCCGUCUUCUGCCUGCUGCAGCUGGGGGCGGAGAUCCACGACACCCCCAUGGUGCUGGUGGACCGGACCCUCACCGACAUCUGCUUCGAGAGCGCCGUCCUCUUCUCAGAGGCAGGACCUGACUUUGAGCUGAAGGUGGAGCUGUACAGCGCGGGGCUGCGGGGGGGGGCGGCGCAGGGCAGCACCCCCAGGAAGCUGGCCACCCGCCUCAGCACCUCCCUGGGACGCUCUGCCGGCAAGCGGGUGCGCGCCGCCAUGGACGGGGGUCCCGGCAGCCCCCCGGGUAACGGGGCCACCAGCCCCCUCCUGCUGCCGGCCCCCAGCGUGCCGGGCCCCAAAUUCCAUCUGCUGGCACACGCCGUCCUCUCCCUGGCCGAGGUGCAGGACGGCUUCCGCACCCACGACCUCGCCAUCACCAGCAACGAGGAGAGCUCCUUCUGGCUGCCCCUCUACGGCAGCAUGUGCUGCCGCCUGGCUGCCCAGCCCCGCUGCAUGGCCGCCCCGGUGACGAGCGGCUUCCUCCGGCUGCAGCAGCCGGGGGCCGAGGCGCAGAGCGGGGCCCGUCUGUACUGCGUCCUGCGCGGCACCGACCUCCUCUGCUACCGCGGUCCCGGCGAGGCCGAGGCCGGGCUGGAGCCGGCGCUCACCAUCGCCGUCAACAAGGAGACCCGCAUCCGCGCGACGGAGCGGGAGGGCCGCGGGCAGCCCCACGGCAUGGCCGUCACCAACCGCUACGGCGGCGAGGAGGUGACCCACACGCUGCUGGCCGAGAGCCGGGCCGAGGCGCAGCGAUGGAUGGAAGCCUUCUGGCAGCACUUCUACGACAUGAGUCAGUGGAAGCAGUGCUGUGACGAGCUGAUGAGGAUCGAGGUGCCGCCGCCGCGCCGGCCGCCCGCCAUGCUGCCCCGGCAGGGCUCGCUCUACCACGAGAUGGCUAUUGAUCCGGCCGACGACAUCGAGGCGGUGACGGACAUCCUGACGCGGCGGGCGGGGGGACGGGUGCCGGGGACCCCCCCGUGGCUCUCCCUCUUCGAGGGGCCCCCCCCGCACGCCCCUCGCUCCGGCCGGGCGGGCAGCCCCAGCCCCCCUGCCCGCCGCCCCUGGGGCCGUCCCCGCACCCUCUCCCUCGACGCCAAGCUCAGCACCCUGAAGGGACGGGGGUCCCGGCAGGCAGCCCACCCCCCACGGCCCUCGCCCCCCAGCUCCGGUUCCUCCAGCAGCGGCAGCAGCAGCCCGGUCACGGACCAUAACCCCCCCACGCCCCCCAGCCCCCUCCAGUCCCAGGUCUGAGCCUGGGGACCUGCAGGACCCUGGGAGGGGGGCACAACCCCCACCCUCCAGCCCCCAGGGUGGCUGUGCAGGGGUGACACUGCAGGGGGUCGUCCUCUGGGGUGGGGGGGUCAGGGGCUCCCAGCUUCUUUUCUUGGGGAGAAACUGGAAUUUCUGCCACCCUGUGCUGGGGGGGGUGGGGGGGCCAACACCGCCAUUGCAGGGUGACCUCAGGGCUGAACCCCCCCAGAAUUGGGGGAGGGCUGUUCCCCCCCAGCAUGGGUGCUGGGGGCUGACCCCCUCCCAUUGCAGUGUGGGUGCUGGGGUCCCCUGGGCGGGGGGUGCUCAGGGCAAACCCCCAUGUACAGUGGGUGCGGGUCUAACCCUGGGGGGGGGCAUGUGCAGGGACCCCCCCCAGCUCUGCUUUCCCUCACCUCUAACCCUGGGGGCCACCCCUCCUGGGAGGGGGGGGCAGAGUCCCCUGGCAGGGACCAGCCCUGGCCCCCCCAGGCCAGGGACCCAAAGCUGCCACCUCAUUAAUAUGCAUUAAAAUUUAUUUAACA